Molecule: messenger RNA, 2032 nt
Organism: Corticium candelabrum
Lineage: Eukaryota; Metazoa; Porifera; Homoscleromorpha; Homosclerophorida; Plakinidae
Product: SH3 domain-containing kinase-binding protein 1-like
Exons: 12
Coding region: 43-1857 (604 amino acids)
Biological process (GO): actin filament organization; cell migration
Molecular function (GO): protein binding
Source: RefSeq, a predicted model, not a curated record
CGGAUAUACUAGAUUGUUGAUUUUUGGUUUUGACGCCUAGCGAUGGUCGAGUGUCGCGUCACGUUCGAGUACGAAAAAGAAAACGACGACGAAUUGACUCUCCGCGUCGGCGACAUUAUUACCAACGUCGACCAGCAGGAUGGAGGCUGGUGGGAAGGCAAUCUGAAUGGCAUCAGAGGAGUUUUUCCCGACAAUUUUGUGGAGGUGAUACAAAAGUCGGCGCCCCCUGCGAGACCUCCAGACGCAAGCAGAGCAGCAAAGAAAGAAUGGAGAGCAAAAGUGACUUACAGCUAUGCUGCAGAGAAUGAAGAUGAACUUGAUCUUGAAGUUGGUGAUGAAGUUGUAGUUACCAAUCAGGAAGAGGAAGGAUGGUGGGAAGGCAUUAUGAAUGGAAGGAGGGGUGUCUUUCCAUCCAACUUUGUCGAGACAAUUGAUGAAGAGUCACCUUUCACAUCUGAGAUAAAGGAAACUCCAAAAUCACCCGAGAAGAAAGAACCACCGAAACUGGAUGAACCAGAAGGGCCACUAAACCCACCACCAGAGGAAGAAGUUCGUCAGAUUCAACCUGUUAAGGUGAUUGGAGUUGGGUUUGGCAAUAUCUUUAGCGGUGGACCAAUAAAACUACAGAAAACUGCAGAGAGUAGGAAACCUACAGCUCCUAAUCCACCAGGACAAGAUAAAAAGCGUCCUGCCCCUGGACCUCCACCACACUCAGCACCUCUAUCUCAAGCUGUACUGAAGAAGAGGGUUGAAAAGUGCAAAGUUGUGUUUGACUAUGUAGCUGAAGCUUCAGACGAGCUUUCGCUGAAAAUUGGUGAUAUCAUUGAGAUUGUACGUAAAGAUGUAGCUGAUGGCUGGUGGGAAGGCAAAUUGGGUGGUAAAGUAGGCGUAUUCCCAGAUAAUUUUGUAGAAAUUAUUGCAGCAGAAGAAGAGAAGCCACCUCCUCCUGUACCCACCUCUUCAUCGACUCCCCCUUCGGCACCUGUAUCCGCUCCCACUUCUACGCCUGCACCCGCGCCUACCCCUGCACCUGUACAGCUACCAGUAAACAAGCUCAAGCCUGUUGAAAAACCGGACAAGCCAGAUGACAAACCCGUAGAAAAGGUGCCUCUGAAGCCAGCUGUUAAACCUCCGCCACCAAAGCCACUCAGUAAUAAACCACCACCUCCAGUUGGCAGAAAACCACCUUCUGUAGCCUUUAAGAAACCAGAAGACAAACCUUUGGUUCCCGCUGGGAAAAAGCCAGUUGUCGCAGCUCUGGCUCGGAAGCCUGAAACUAGUUCAGUUUCAACAGAGAAACCUCAGGAGGAUAAUGAAAAGCCUCUCGAGAAGAAGGAAAAUGACCUUGAUGUAGUUCCAGUACCGGACAGUAAGUUGAGACACCCAACGGUGGAUCGACCUCGAAAUCACACUCGGCCACCGUCCAGGUAUGCUGUAAAGAAGGAUGAGGAGGGAUCUAAGGCACAAGAGGCUGCAGAUAAUGUGGCACCAUGGCAGAAAGAGAUACAGAAGAAACGAACAACGUCGAAUGUGUCAAUUGGAGCAAAGGUUGACGAUGUUGGACAAGAAUCUCCAACUCCAGAAAAACCAGCUUCAGUACCCACCUUUCAACCUCAGGUGUCUAAACCAACUUCACCUGCACCGAAAGCGCCACUAGCGUCUAGUCAAGAAGGAUCCGAACAAGUAGCUGCAUUACAGCGUGACUUGGAAGCUCUGAAGCAAGAAUUUGCAUCACUGAAGAAGAAAAUGGAGGAAAACAUAGAUAAGUUGGAGAGUGAAUUGGAUGAGGAGAAGAUGGAAAGGAUGAAGCUGCAAGUAGAAGUAGACAGGUUGAAGAAGAAGAAUCCGUCAUCGUAAAGUGUGAACAGUUAUGUAUAUCCGCAGCGGACUCAUGUUGCUUGCCUCAUUGAAGUGUCGUCUGGUAUUCAACGCUUGUAUUGCAGGAAGGUAUCGUGAUUGUCGUUAAGAUUUUUGUACGGGCUCUAGUGUGUUGAGUUGUAUAGCUUCAAUAGAGUGAAUGAAAUGAUCGUAA